Molecule: messenger RNA, 2862 nt
Organism: Meyerozyma guilliermondii ATCC 6260
Lineage: Eukaryota; Fungi; Ascomycota; Pichiomycetes; Serinales; Debaryomycetaceae
Gene: CHS2
Product: chitin synthase I
Exons: 1
Coding region: 1-2862 (953 amino acids)
Cellular component (GO): cell septum; cell periphery
Molecular function (GO): chitin synthase activity
Source: RefSeq, a predicted model, not a curated record
AUGAGUUAUAACUAUCGCCGCAACAGCGGCGACUCGCUAGAGGAUUAUGUCCAGCACCAGGGAACAUACAAUUAUUCACAUCAGCCCAGCCAAGAAUCUCUUAAUUUUCAGCACCCACAGCCCGUGUACAACAACCAUCAGCCGAGCUAUGACGACUUUACCGAGUACUACCAGGACCCCGUGAGGCCUACUGAAAUCUUCACGGCUCCAGCACCGCCACAACUCGAACCAUUGGCACAGGAAAAUCCAUUUGAUAAUCGAUUGUCGGAUCCCGUACACGACAACUACGAACUCAACAAUUUCCAUGACUACAACUAUGCCACGACCAACGACUAUCACCAGGCGUUUGUUCCCCACGUGUACGAUGACGAUGAGGAACGCGAGUUCGAUAGACAAAUCGAAUACAACCAGUUUGACGGUGAUUCCUAUGACUUGAAUGUCGUCCAAGUACCGUCAAUUGUGUCGAAAGAAGACUUGAUUGACGUUCCAGAGUCACCAUUUGGCGACGAGCGCGAUCUCCCCGAACCACCAGAUGAAGAGCCUGUCCGCUCCAAACCACAGAUCGGAAUUGCCUCGGGCUUAAACGGACAUUUGGUAUUGGAUUGUCCUGUUGCGACCGAGCUCUUGACAAAGUUUCCGGGUUACAGACCCGAUGUGAAAGAUGGUGGAUUAGCCAGAGAAUUCUCGUAUAUGAGAUACACUGCUGUGACGUGUGGACCGUCGAAUUUUUACCGUGAUGGUUAUAUCUUACGUCCUGUUCAUUAUCCCAUGCCUCGUCAAACCGAGAUCAUGAUUGUGGUUACAAUGUACAAUGAAGAUGAUAUUUUGCUUGCUAGAACCUUGAAGGGUAUCUUCAAGAACAUCAAGCAUCUCGAAUCGAGAACCAGGUCGCCGGUAUGGGGAAAAGAUUCAUGGAAGAAAAUCGUCGUUUGCGUCGUCAGUGAUGGUCGUUCGAAAAUUAACGAGCGUGCUCAAGCGCUCUUGGCAGGUCUUGGAGUUUAUCAGGAAGGUCUUGCCAAGAGUAGAGUCGACGACAAGAAGGUGCAAGCUCACAUCUACGAAUAUACCACUCGAGUUGGUAUUCUGAGUGUUGACGAUACAGUAAAGUUAACCACCGAAAAAAUCGUGCCAGUUCAGCUUCUUUUCUGUCUCAAGGAAACGAACGCAAAAAAGAUCAAUUCCCAUAGAUGGUGUUUCCAAGCGUUGGGCCAGGUCCUCGACCCUCGUAUAGUGGUGUUAUUGGAUGCGGGAACCCAACCUUCAGGAAAAUCGUUGUACCAUCUUUGGAAGGAAUUCGAGAAAGACCCUCGAGUUGCAGGUGCAUGUGGUGAAAUCAAGGCUUCCUUACAAAAGAGACAAAUCAUCACCAAUCCUAUUGUGUACGGACAAAAUUUCGAGUACAAAAUUUCGAAUAUUUUAGAUAAACCAACAGAAAGUGUGUUUGGCUUCAUUUCGGUUUUGCCUGGUGCUUUUUCGGCCUAUCGUUAUGUUGCUCUCCAGAAUGACGUCAAUGGUAGAGGUCCUUUAGAGAAAUAUUUCAAGGGUGAAUUUCUUCAUGGAAGUGGAGAAUUGGAUCCUGAGGAUGACGAAUAUCAACUCAAAAAGGCUCAGUUGAAGGAUGAAGCAGGAAUUUUCACCUCCAAUAUGUACCUUGCAGAAGAUCGUAUUCUCUGUUACGAAUUGGUUGCAAAAAGAGGCUGUUCAUGGCUUCUUAGAUAUUGUAAAAGUGCUAGUGCCGAGACUGAUGUCCCCGAAGGAUUGGCUGAGUUUAUCUUGCAAAGACGGAGAUGGCUUAAUGGAUCGUUUUUUGCAGCCAUUUAUUCGUUAGCACACUUUCCAAAAUUGUGGACUUCAUCGCAUUCUAUAGGAAGAAAGUUCUUCCUCCAUAUCGAGUUUUUCUACCAAUUUUUGAAUCUUAUUGUGUCUUGGUUUUCCAUCGGGUCUUACUUUUUGGUAUUCAGAAUAUUGACCACUUCUUUGGCCUCAAAGGACUUACAUUUUGCUCCUGGAAACGUCUUGUCUGUUGUGUUUCUAUGGCUUUAUUUGGCAUCGAUUGUCACUACAUUUGUGUUAAGUUUUGGUAAUAAGCCCAAGGGUACGGAAAAGUUUUAUAUUGUCAUUGUUGUUUUCUUCGCCAUUUUAAUGGCAUAUAUGAUAUUUGCUGCGAUAUACAUGGCAGUUCAUGCAAUCCAGGCGAUAUACAAUGAUCACACUAAAAUUACCGUGAGUCUAUUUUUCAAGAAUGCUCAAUUUAGAGACUUGGUGGUUGCAACAGCAUCCACGUAUGCUCUAUAUUUCAUAUCAUCUUUCCUUUACUUUGAACCAUGGCAUAUGUUCACGUCGUUCCUUCAGUACAUUCUUUUGUCUCCCGCCUAUGUGAAUGUGUUGAAUAUCUAUGCAUUUUGUAACAUUGAUGAUAUUUCAUGGGGUACCAAAGGUGAUACUGGAGCCAAAGAUUUGGGUGCUGCUAAGGUUAGAGAAGACGGUACUUUCGACGUUAAUAUUCCUAUUCUCAAAGAGGAAAUCAAUCAGUCAUACCUUGACCAAUUGGAAAAAAUCAAAAAGCCCACUCCAAAAGAAGCUUCAAAGCCUCCAACAAGCAAUGAGGAUUAUUAUGCAUUUAUUCGUUCCAUGACUGUAUUAGUAUGGAUGUUUUCAAAUUUCGUGUUGAUAGCGGUGGUUCUCGAAACCGGUGGGUUCAACCAGUUGGAUCCUGGUAGUGACGAUACCUCCAGAUCUGAGAUUUUUUUGACGGUUAUCUUAUGGAUGGUUGCGUUCAUGGCGUUGUUUAGGUUCCUUGGCUCCUCGUUGUAUCUUGUGCAGAGAUUCUUUGCCAAGUUUAAACAUUCGCAGCGACGUUGA